Lactuca virosa is the source of this 1728-nucleotide messenger RNA. Lineage: Eukaryota; Viridiplantae; Streptophyta; Magnoliopsida; Asterales; Asteraceae. The record is from the annotation of a GenBank genome assembly.
AUGCUUGUCUCGCGGCUUCCCCGGGCAAAUCUUCAAAAUUUAUCUUCCAUCACUUCAUCCUGCCGUUGCAUCUUCCUUACACACAUUCUAAACUUCCAUUCAUUUCGAGAUGUAUACUCCUCAAAUGUCAGAAUCGGCAACCUCUCCCGUACCGGGAAAAUGGAUCUUGCCCGUAAACUGUUCGACGAAAUGCCUACUAGAGAUGUUGUCUCAUGGAACGCGGUCAUCUCUGGCUACUGGAAAAACGGAUUUAUUGGAGAAUCGAAGAGACUGUUCGAUCUAAUGCCUCUGAGAAAUGUAGUGUCUUGGAACUCGAUGAUCGCUGGUUGUGUUGAAAAUGGUAUGAUCGAUAUUGCAUUUGCUUACUUUAGCGAGAUGCCUGAGAGAAAUACAGCGUCUUGGAAUGCUAUGAUUUCGGGUUUUAUUAGGUAUAAAAGAGUAGACGAAGCUGUGGAGCUUUUCAAACAAAUGCCAAAGAGAAAUGUGAUAUCGUAUACAGCUAUGAUUGAUGGGUUUGCACAGAAAGGGGAGAUUAGGAAAGCUAGGGAGUUAUUUGACUCCAUGACAACUCGUAAUGAAGUUUCAUGGACUGUGAUGAUCAGUGCGUAUGUGGAAAAUGAAGAAUUUGAUGAGGCUAGAGAAAUCUUUGGUCGGAUGCCAUGCAAGAAUGUAGUUGCUAUAACGGCUAUGAUUACUGGUUAUUGCAAGGAAGGAAAGAUGGAAGAUGCUGGGGUGUUGUUUGAAGAAAUUGAAUGUAAAGAUGAUGUUUCUUUUAAUGCUAUGAUAACAGGUUAUGCUCAAAAUGGGAGAGGUGAGGAAGCACUAAAACUACUCAUCCGUAUGAUUCAAACUCCACUAAAACCGGAUCAAUACACCCUUGUUUCCAUUCUUUCUGCAUGUUCAAGUCUUGCAUCAUUAACAGAAGGCAAACAAACACACGCACUCGUAUUCAAACUGAAAUUAAGCACACAUGUUUCUGUAGGAAACGCUUUGAUCACAAUGUAUAGCAAAUGUGGAUGUCUUCCUGACUCUGAGUCGGCUUUUGAACAUAUAAAAACUCCAAAUAUUGUGUCUUGGAACACAAUUAUUGCAGCUUUUGCACAACAUGGAGCAUAUGAGAAAGCUCUUGGAUUAUUUAAAAAGAUUGAAUUGCAUGGAAUUGAACCCGAUGGGAUCACCUUUCUUAGCUUGCUCUCAGCUUGUGGUCAUGCAGGUAAGGUAAAAGAGAGUUUAUAUUGGUUCAAGUCAAUGAAAUCUUUUUACAACGUGGCCCCACGUUCGGAGCACUACGCGUGUUUAAUAGAUAUUUUGGGUCGAUCUGGUGAAGUUAAAAAAGCUUAUGAAAUAAUCCAAGAAAUGCCAUUUGAACCCGAUUCGGGAGUUUGGGGUGCCAUUCUUGCGGGGUGUCGUUUCAGCAUGAAUAAUACCGAAUUGGCGGAAUUAGCUUUUGAGAAACUUACGGGUUUUGACCCUAAAAACUCAGGGGCUUAUGUUAUGUUGUCCAAUAUUUAUGCUUCGUUGGGUUUGUGGAGACAAGUGACACGAGUGAGGGGUUUGAUGAAGGAAAAUGAGGUCAAGAAGCAAACCGGGUUUAGUUGGAUGGAGAUCGGGGAUACGUCGCAUUAUUUUGUUGGAGGGGAUGUGUCUCAUUUCGCGAUUACUGAGAUUCGAAUGCUGGUAAAUCAAAUCUACUCACAAAUGAAACUUGCGGAGGAUACUGCUUUUUGA